Messenger RNA from Acanthoscelides obtectus, 905 nucleotides. The record is from the annotation of a GenBank genome assembly. NCBI's taxonomy places the organism in Eukaryota, Metazoa, Arthropoda, Insecta, Coleoptera, Chrysomelidae.
GUCUAAGUCACAUAAUUUCGAGUUUCUUUUGUUAAACAUUUUCUAUUUCUAUAAUGUUCUUUUGUUUGUUACAUACAAUAAAAAGGUUGAUUGUUUUAGUUACAGUGCUUAAUAGCAGACGUAUCAUGACUUCCAAGUUUACAUAUCUCAUGUGGCUUAUGGCUUCAUCUUUACCUGUAAAAGCUCAAACUCUUGACGAAGACGAGGAGGAAAGGCUAUUUGGCCAAACUCUCGAACAGAACGUAAUGACGCUGAAACAUGUUGUUGACACAGCGGUUGAAGCCGCAUUACAAACUAUCAAAAAUAGUGUUGAUAAAAUGGAUAAACACGUGAAUGAUUUAGCUACGGACGUUGGACCCAGAACAGCAAAACAGGUGCUUGAUUUUGGAAAGACGCUUGUAGGACUGAAGAGCAAGAUGGAAGAUAAAAAUAUUAAAACCGACGUUUGCAUGAUUGACGAAGCUAUGCAUAAGAUAGACACUCUACCAAAUGACGUUGGAAGACAAGUGCAGAUUUGCAAAAAGACGGUUGCUGAUGAAAUUGGGAAAUAUAUAGAAAAAACCGAUGCAAACUUCAAAUCAUUUACGAAAGAAGCGGCUGGUAUCGCGGAAGAGGCAGUCAAAUGUCUCAAAGCCACUUCUUUAGUAUGCAUUGGAAAAGUCAGCCUUGCGGUUGGUGCUGCAGCUUUCAAAAUGCCCAACGGAAUUGCCAAACAGGCUUCCGAUACCCUUUCAUUGCUGAAUGCGUUCCAAGAGCGAGCUGUGGUAUGUUUUACUAAGGCAGUUGACAGAACUGCCAAGAAGGCUCAUGGAUACUUAAAUGUAGUUGAGCAGUGUAUGAGGGAUAAAAAAAUAUUAAUGUAACCAGAUGGUACGCCAUUGUUACAAUUAUAUAAUUUAUCUAGA